Molecule: messenger RNA, 3402 nt
Organism: Colossoma macropomum (tambaqui)
Lineage: Eukaryota; Metazoa; Chordata; Actinopteri; Characiformes; Serrasalmidae
Product: transmembrane protein 200A
Exons: 2
Coding region: 211-1023 (270 amino acids)
Source: RefSeq, a predicted model, not a curated record
UCCUGCACAUCUGUCGCUCUCGUCAGCUAGAAGAGAACAACGAUGGAAGCCCUUCCACAGUGCUAAACCCCAGAAUGAAGAAAGUGGCUUUCUGGCUGUGAACUAGCUCAGACUGACCAAUGGAGACCUCCUGUGUGGCCUGGCUUUACGGGGACCAGACCGAGUAAGGACACAGAGAACUGACGCUGUGAAAGGUUCAAUAUCUUUAGAAUGUCUGGGGAGGACGAGUCGACGGUAAAAGGUGUGUCUGGUCUAGAGUCCGACACUUCAGUCCCUCAGGAGAAUACUGGGCCUGUGGUUGGUGGACUGCGUCUACGUUCAGCUCCUGGAGCUUGUGUGCUGUUUGCUGGGGUGCUGCUACUGGUAGGAAUUGGUGUGGCUGUGGGCGGCUACUGGCCUCAUCGCACCCGGCGGCCAGUGUCCCACCACCCUCCAACCGGCCGAACACCCGCUGAGAAACUCAAAUUGGUCGGUCCCAUCAUCAUGGGGGUAGGCCUGUUCAUCUUCAUCUGUGCCAACACACUCCUCUACGAGAACCGGGACCGGGACUGGGACCGCCACCGUAGACGGAAUACAGGAAGCAAAGAUAACUCUUUACCAACUCAAUCGGAGAAGUAUGGGGACACCAGCUCAGUAAGAUACCUGCAGCCAGAAACAAGCAUUAACAGAGAUGCACUGGUGUUCUCGGAUCUCAACAUCCACUGCCUCCAAGAGGGGAUGACCAUUCCUACUUUGAAGUGCUCUUCCCCCUCCUCUGACUCCUGCAACUCCAGUCAGGUGAACUUUGAUCUGGACAAGGCAUCUCCUCUCACAGAUGGCAGGGAUGUAGUUACAUUAACACUUCCGGUCAUCAAGUUGAACAACUGCCUUAUAAGCUGCCCAGAAGCUCCACCCCUUCCAGAGCGCACUUACCAGACCAGGGUGGCAGUGGCUACUGUUACAAAUGUAGGAUCAACACAAAUAGAGCAAUCCAGUUCAUCCCUAAUGAGAGAAUGCAAGUACACAGAGAUUGAGGAUCGGUAGACAGAAAAGGAAGUUAGGAAAUAACUGAAGUUUAGGAGAAGGACCACGCCUAACACUCCAAGUUAACACAUGCUCCACAGGGAAUGGAGAACUUAAAUAUGGCAUUUUCCUGCAAAUUGUAGUGAACAAUUUUUGUUUAUUUAACAUUUAAUGAGUUUAACAUAUCGGAAAAAAUAAACCAUAAAAUAUAGAAUGUGCCAUAACUUUUGCACAUGCCACAUUUUUGCUUUUCCCCAAUUUAAAUUCAGCAAAUGAACAGUAACUGUGCAUUAAAAUGUGCAGAAACGUGUUCUCUGUAGAGGAUGUGUACUUAUUUUUGAAUUUAGAAAAUCAACGAAAACUUAACUUGACACUUAACUUGAAACUUUUGUAUGCAAUUUUACAUUCCCUUCUCUACCUUCUGUUUCCUGUUACAAAAUUUCCACCACCACCUCAUUUCCUCACUAUGACUCAUGACUUUUAUGCCUUCCUCUAAGUGCAAGCAAAAGAGGAUAUCUGCCCUUCUACAUUCUUUAAACGAAAGGUCCCAAAAAAGGUUUUAAGAGGUGAGAGAAGAAACACUUUUGUUUCCUGAAAAAGUUUUAAUUGAUGGGUUACAGUCCCAUAUCUCUUCUCACACUUUAACCAUAUAUUCUUAAAGAUAAUUGCUAAUGAAUGGUUCUUGGCUUGUACUUACAGUUCUAGGAGAAGCCUUUAAUUGGUAGAGAACAUUUACAUUAUGUGGAGGUUCCAUCUCGUUUACAGCAAUGAUGAGGGAAAUGAAUGAAUGGGUGAAUGAAUGAGGGAAAACAAAAGUGGUUCUUCUAAGGACAUCACUCAAAAGAACCCUUUUUGUAACCUUUUAGGAGUGUUGAUGGUGUGGUCUGCACUUAAAAAUGAACUGUAUGAUUCCUGCAGAACACAAAUUGCCAUCAUAGCUAAUGAUAUAUCUAUGUGGCCAAAAGUGUUAAAUUCAAGUGUUUUAGCCGCACUCAUUAAUAGGUGAAUGAAAUCAAGCACAGGAUGCCACGUUUGCCACAAGUCAGUUUGUGAAAUUUCUGUCAGCUGCUAUUAUUGUGAAACGGAAGCAUCUAGGGGCAACAACAGCUCAGCCUCAAAGCAGAAGACAAUGCCGCCAAGUUCACACAUAGUGUGUGAAAAUCGUCUAUCCUCCAUUGCAUCACUCACUAUAGAGUUUCACACUGCCUCUGGAAGCAACAUUAGCACAAGUACAGUGUGAAAUGAAAUGAGUUUCCAUGGUUGCGCAGCUUUAUACAAGCCUAAGAUCACUAUACGCAAUAGCAAACAUCAGCUGGAGCGGUGGAGCACAAUGCCAAUGGACUCUGGAGCACUCAUAACCUGUUCACUGGAGUAAUGAUUCACACAUCACUAUCAGGCAGUCUGAUGGAUGAAUCUGAAUUUGGCAAAUGCCAGGAAAAUGCUACCUACCGGAAUGCAUAGUGCCAACAGUAAAUUUUGGUGGAGGAGGGAUAAGGGUCCGGGGCUGGGUUUAAAGUCCGUGGUUUUGGAAUGGGAUGUCCAGCAAGCUCAUAUAGGGGUGAUGGCCAGGAGGCCACAUACCUUUUGGCCAAAUAGUGUAUCAAAAGAGUGCUAAGUGUGCCAUGUUGGACCCUAUCUUCUUUCAUUUUCCUAACAGAGAGCAUUCUGGGCAAAGAGAUUACAGCUUAGCAUAACUGUGCAGAAAUAACAUUUGUUCCACAUUCAUUUCAGAGCUGUCAAACGUCUUGUACCAACCAACACUAACAUUGCCUUCUUGAUGACUGAUAUGAGUGUGUUUGUUAGAUUGUUUGUAGACUGUUAGAUUGAAUUUGUAGAAGACGACAGCAGACACUAUAUUCGUCUGAGUGAAGAGAGAAGAGAAUUCUAAUGACAUCUAAGUCUAACAACAAGUUGGUCUUCAGAGCCUAAUAGGUAAGGAAAAUCUUUUCUGUGCCAAAAGGACAAAAUAACAAACAAAUAAAUCAAAACAAGCAAAUGAAUGAAAACAUUGAGUCAUGUAAGUGCACCUUUGUAUUAAAAGAAUAAAACAUUUAAGGACCAAAGUGUAAUUGCACUUUUGUUGUGUUUGUAUCCACUGCUCAAAAGUAAAAUUACUUGCUAUGUUAACAAUAUUUGUUAUUUUAUAUACAGUAAUAACAUGUACCAUUUGAAUUUAAAUAUUAUAACCUUUUUGCCAAAACAUAUUUCUGAUGUUUUACCCGUGUUUCAAGAAUUCUAUAAACAUGGAGCAAAUAAAAUCAUAAGUAAAAUAAUACACCCUGAGAUUAUAUGUUCAGUUUUAAGGUAUAAUGAAUUCUAGACAUUUAUUAGAACUUUGUUACUGAUGCUAUACACAGUGGUGAUUUUAGGAUAUAGUGGGGUCACAUGGUGGUAAUGUAC